Nicotiana tabacum (common tobacco) is the source of this 1017-nucleotide messenger RNA. Lineage: Eukaryota; Viridiplantae; Streptophyta; Magnoliopsida; Solanales; Solanaceae. The record is from RefSeq and is a predicted model, not a curated record.
AUGGGAUCAAACACAGACGUCGGUACAUUAUUUCAAGAAGGAACCUCUCAGGUACGACCUCCGUAUUUCAACAGACAACAUUUUUCUCAUUGGAAAGUUUGUAUGGAAACAUACACUAUAUCAUAUGACAUCAAAGUUUGGCGUGUUAUCAAAAAGGAAAAUCUUCCAAUUCCGCCAAACAAAGAUGCAGAUGGUCAAGUCAUUAUAUUAACUGAUCCACUUGACUUAGAUGAUUACACUAAUGAACAAGCUGCUGCUAUAACUAUAACUGGCAAAGCAAAAAAUCUACUGUAUAAUGCUAUCAGUGGUGAAGAGUAUGAAAAGAUUUCAAGCUGUGAAACUACCAAGGAAAUGUGGGAUAAAUUGGAGAUCACAUAUGAAGAAACCAACAAGGUGAAAGAAACAAGGAUCAAUCUUCUAGUUCGUGACUAUGAGCUAUUUCAAAUGAAGGAUAAAGAAUCAGUGGAAAAACUGUUCACCAGGUUCAGAAAAAUCUUUGGAGAUCUAAAAUCCUUUGGUACACCAAUAAAGAGCGGAGAACGGGACCUUGACAAAAUAUCUUAUGAUAAACUUAGAGGUGAUCUAAUUGCCUUUGAGAAAACUCACUUGGACAGGCUAAUUCAACAAGAAAAGAAAAAAAUUGUAGCCUUUAAAGCAACUAUGGUUGAAUCGAAAAAUGAAGAGGAAGAGGAAGAAGGAGAACAGGAUGAAAAUAUAGCCAUGCUUUCCCAAGUUGUAGCAAGCAUGAUGAGGAAAAACAGAUAUAACAGAAGAGGGAAAUCAAACUUCAGAAAAGGAAGGACAAAUAAUGAAAAUGAUAAAAAUGAUGAAAGAUUCUAUGAAUGUAGAAAACAUGGACACAUUCAAGAUGAUUGUCCUGUACUGAAGAAGAAACUCAGCAUGAACUUUCAAAAGAAGAAGUAUUUUGGAGCCUGGAGUGAUGAAGAAAAGUCUGACCAUGAGGAAAUCGCAAAUAUGUGUUUCAUGGCCAUAAAAGAAGAUAGCAAUGAGGAAUAA